AUGGACUAUAAUAGGAUGAAUUCCUUUCUAGAGUACCCACUCUGUAACCGGGGACCCAGCGCCUACAGCGCCCCAACCUCCUUUCCCCCAGGCUCAGCUCCGGCCGUUGACAGCUACGCAGGGGAGAGCCGCUACGGCGGAGGGCUGGCCAGCUCCGCGCUCCCACCAAACUCGGGGUAUCCCGUCCAGCAGCCGCCUUCAUCCCUGGGGGUGUCUUUUCCCAGCUCUGCUCCCUCGGGGUACGCCCCAGCCGUCUGCAACCCCGGCUAUGGGCCUUCUCAGUAUUAUUCCGUGGGUCAGUCGGAAGGAGACGGAGGCUACUUUCACCCGUCGAGCUACGGAGCCCAGCUAGGGGGCCUGCCCGACGGCUACGGUGCGGGCGGAGCAGGCCCAGGGCCCUACGCCCCGCCGCAGCCCCCUUACGGAACCGAGCAGACGGCAACCUUCGCACCAGCCUACGAUCUCCUUCCCGAGGACAAGGACCCCUCUUGCUCGUCAGAACCCAGCACUCUCACCCCCCGGACCUUCGACUGGAUGAAGGUCAAGAGAAACCCACCCAAGACAGCGAAGGUAGCGGAGCCGGGACUGGGCGCUCCCGGCGGCCUCCGCACAAACUUCACCACGCGUCAGCUGACCGAGCUGGAGAAGGAGUUCCACUUCAACAAGUACCUGAGCCGCGCCCGGAGGGUGGAGAUCGCCGCCACCCUGGAGCUCAACGAAACGCAGGUGAAGAUCUGGUUCCAGAACCGGCGCAUGAAGCAGAAGAAGCGCGAGCGAGAGGGGGGCAGGGUGCCCCCGGCCCCUCCAGGUGGCCCCAAGGAAGCGGCUGGAGAUGCCUCGGACCAGUCGACCGGCACCUCCCCGGAAGCCUCGCCGAGCUCCGUCACCUCUUGA
Psammomys obesus (fat sand rat) is the source of this 894-nucleotide messenger RNA. RefSeq names its product homeobox B1 (gene Hoxb1). The record is from RefSeq and is a predicted model, not a curated record. Gene Ontology annotation, cellular component: nucleus. Bases 1 to 894 code for a protein of 297 amino acids. The transcript has 2 exons. Gene Ontology annotation, biological process: regulation of transcription by RNA polymerase II. Gene Ontology annotation, molecular function: RNA polymerase II cis-regulatory region sequence-specific DNA binding; DNA-binding transcription factor activity, RNA polymerase II-specific. Lineage: Eukaryota; Metazoa; Chordata; Mammalia; Rodentia; Muridae.